GACACUAUACUAGCACUGACGUGUGGAGUGGAGGGGUCUUUGCCAAAGCUGGACACAUAACUACAAAGAUCAAGAGGAAUGGCUUCUAUUGUCUGUAGCGAUCAACAUGUUGCUAUUACAAGUGGUUCUAAAGUAAAGGUGAUCUCCUACAGCGAUCCAAGCGAGGAGGUUGUGUUUAAUUUGAAGGCGAAAGCCAAGGAGUCAGAGGACAAAGGAAAUGAAAAGCAGAAAGAACAGAAGAAACCCGAGGACAAACCACUUGGAGGAAUAAUAGACCCCCAUGUUCCGACUGGGCGUGUUCUAGCUGCAGCCUUCUCUGGGAGCGGGAUGUACUUUGCAGCAUGCACAGACGAGAAGGAAUUGACACUGUGGACCACAACUCCUAGCUGGAAUAGAGUAUGGACAAGGAUGGUGGUAAAACGUUGCAUGGCAGUGACAUUUGAUAAUAGUGAGACCGCCCUCUAUGUUGCAGACAAGGCAGGUGAUGUGUAUCGAUUUGAGAUUAGCGAUGAGAACAAGGAGUCGGUCUUGAUCCUUGGCCAUGUAUCUAUGCUGUUGGAUGUGGUAAUCUCCCAUGAUGAUAACUUCAUCUUGACGGCUGAGAGAGAUGAGAAGAUAAGAGUUAGUCAUCUUCCCAAUGCGUACAACAUACACAAUUACUGUUUAGGGCACACAGAAUUCCUCAGCAGACUAUAUAUUCUGUCAUCAGACCUACUGAUUUCCUGUGCAGGGGACUCAACUAUGAUGCUGUGGGACUACAAGAAAGGAAAAGAACUAUGUAGGACUUCUUUUGAUUGGGCCAGACCUUCAUCAGAAGAGCGUGGAGCUAAAAACAAGGUUACCGUGACGUGCAUAUCUUGCUUCAAAAAGCACAAUCUUGUUGCGGUGACAUUAUUAGAUCAUUCCACCGUUCCGGUUUACCAUGUCACAGCAGAGAAAGAUGGACAUUGGACCUUCCAAGAAGUCACAAGGCUCCAAUGCAAGCAUCCUCCAUGGUCAUUAGCCUUUGACCCAAAUGGAAGACUACUGGUCCUAGUACCUAACCCUGAGGAACCCCUCCUUGUAUGUGUGAUAGAACCAAAUAAAGAUGGUGUUCUACAGGUUUCAGAAAAUGUUUCAAAAGAGGACAGUGCAGCACUUCUUGCUCAAAAGGCGAAGAACGAUUGGGAAUUCUUAAAAUGUUCUUGCAACGUUCAGAGUGUCUUACGAGGUCUUCACAAGGUGCCCUAUGACAACAUGCCAGACUACCGCCAGAGGAAACAGCAGCGGAUAGAGUAUAACCAGUCAAAGAAGGGCCACAGGAAGAGAGCCAGGAAACUCAACAAGAAACGUCCUCUAGAGGGCGCUGCAGACAAUGGUGAUGCCCCUAAAAGGACUUUGCUUGAUGAAGGUGGUGAUGAUGAUGAUCAGGGGGAGAAUGGUGAUGAGGGAAAUACCAAUUCAGUUGAAAUGGAGGCAGUGGAAUCGACUUCAUAGCAAGAGCAAAGUGGACUAUUUAGGAUCAUUCAUUGAAAUUGAUGAAGGUGGUGGUGAUGAGGAGGAGGACGACGAUCAUGACAAGGACAGUAAUGACGGAAAUACCAAUUCAGUUUAAGUGGAGACAGUGGAAUCAACUCUAUAGCAAUAGCAAAGUGGAUGUACAGAACGUUGCAAUAGUGUUCCUACAUGACAUCACAAGUUGCCAUGUUGGAGGACAUAACAAUUGGAUGCAGAUGUGUUGUUGCUCAGUGGAUAAUCUGAAUUUUGAACCACAAGGUCCGGGGUUCAAAUCCCAUGGCAACACUCGCGCCCUUUUAGCAAGGCGUUUAUCUACAUUUGCCACUCUCCACCCCGGUGUAGUAAGUGGGUACCCAGCAGGAAGGAAUUCCUUGCUCGAGCAUCCGAUCAGGGUAGCCGUGCUCAAGCCGGGGUAAUAGAAUGCAGCGCUUUGUAUCAAGCGCUAUAUGAGCGUAAUAAUCAUUAUUAUUAUUGUUGUUGUCCUCAAGCAUGGCUGCUUAUGGGAACCUCUAUCAUGUAAGUGAAUGAUGGCGAACAGUCACUACCAUUUUCAAAAGCUGCUUUAACAAGUCAACCUUCAAUUCGUUGAAUAAUAUAGUCCAAGUCAAGGCAAGUCUUCAGACUCAAUUGUGCCAAUUCAUCCAAUUACCAACUUGUCUACUAUCAUUUGGUCUACCAACAGUUGGUACACUAUCCACAUGGUCUAAUUGCCAUUUCUUCCACUCACCAUUUCGUCUAAUAACCAGUUGGUCCAAUACCCAUUUAGUCCAUAUGUCAUUUGGUGUAACUUGACUAAGUGUAAAUUGGGUGAAAUGAAUGAAAAGAAAACGAGUACAAGAUCAACUAGUUAAGAGAUGAACUGUCAUGAGACGAAGUGAUUAUUGGACCAUAAGGUUGACAGACGAAAUGUUAAUGCAUGGAAUAAUAUUAGACUAAAUGAAGGUAGAUCAUGUGAUCAGUGGACAAGUUGGCAAUAGACGAAUUGGCAAUUACCUUUGUAUGUAGGUAUCCACCAUUCUCUUUAAUAGAUCAAAGCAUCACUAAAUACCCCGAGAAAGCUCACUCAAAGGUUGGUUUAUUCUCCAAGAGAACUCUUCUAGGACCAGAGAUAUCUAUUCAACUUUUGAGGAAGCUGACUAUAAGAAGAUUUAUAUAACACCUGGGGGGUGUUUCACAAAGAUUUAAAGAUAAAUGAAAGUAGUUGCAGUAAACACUGAUUUCCCGAGAAAGUCAGUAAAACCAGGCUUAAUUGUCACUAUAUCAUCGAGGAUCUAGAUCUGGUACAGUUACAUAAACUGAACUUUGUGAAAUCUUGAAAUCUACGCUGAAAAAUGUUCACACUGAAGAUCACCAACACAGAUAAGCGCACGUGGGACAGUGUAUUAUUAUUGCUUUGAAUGUCGGCCCGACGCUUGACCCGAAUCCCGUGCUUAUUUGCUAAUUUCUCAGCAAUUACACAAUUUCUUCCAGAAUCCUUUGGCACAUGUUUUUUAUUUAUACAAACAGACACUUUGGUGGUAAUUUCAUUGGAUUCUGUGCGAACUCAUUUUGAAAUCGUCACCACAACUGGCAUUUAUCUUUAAGUAUGGCUUAGAGUCGCACUUAAAUACAAAGUUGAGUAUGGUAUGAAAAGCUUGACCGCAUUGGUCAGAUCGUGUCAUGAGAACGCACACUACUGCGUAUCUAUCGAUAAGAUCGCGCGUUGCGUAUCAUGUACGCAUCGGCAUUUAAGUGCGACUUUAGUCAUACUUAAAUCUUUGUGAAACAACCCCGGAGCUGCCAAUUGGUAGGAUUUUAUCCUAUUUAGUAGGAUUUAUAAGGAGAAUGUGACAGUAACUAGGAUUUUUCCCCUAGAAAUAGGAUUUUGAAACUUCUAAAAGAAGACUCAUAAUUCCAAAUAAUUUUUUUCAAAAAAGACCUACUGGUCUUCAUUUCAUUCUAGAAAUUCUGGUGAUAUUAAAAAGAUGGCCAAACUAAUUAUCAAAUGGAUGUGAUAAAUAAAUACAUUUUUUCAUAAUUCCCUUUCUGUUUCAUGCUAUUGGUUUUUUGUGUGAUAUUGAAAUGAGCCGCAGCACAAAGAGUCUAGCAAUUGAUCUGAUAAUCGUUAUGAUUGAUUGCUAGUAUUUAUCAAGACAAUUGUAAAUCUCAAUCACUAGGCUUUGUGUCAAAGGUUUCUGGAGAUGGAAAUGAUAUUGAUGAUGGUAAUAAUGAUGGUGGUGAUGAUGCGGAUGGUGGUGAUGAUGGUGCUGAUGAUAGUAGUGAUGGAGAUGAUGGUGGUGGUGGUGGUGAUGAUGAUUGAUGAUGAUGAUGAUGAUUCUUUAUUUGUGAGCUAGAAAUCGCCAACAUUGAACUUGAAAUCACAAUAUCCCAGGCCCCAUCACAUCAACACCAGCUGUAACGCUCAGUUCAUCAGCAGAUGGCGUUAAACACCUGGGCCCUGUCUUACAAAGGGUUACGAUUGAUCCAAUCAAUCGUAACUCUAUGGAAAUCCAUCAGUGUCAUAAUUUUUUCUACAGGAAAUUUGCACAAUGUCUUUUGUAAACAAAGAGAAGCAACAAAUUUUCAAGAAAACAAAAAUACAUGAAUAUACAUAGGCCUAAUUGAAAUAUUUUGAAUAAACAUGCACAAUAGUUGUUGAUGGCUUUCCAUAGUUGCGAUCGAUCGGAUCAAUCGCAACUCUCUGUAAGACGGGGCCCAGAUCCCAACAUACUUCCAAGGUCAAUCCUAACACCAGCUUCAUUCAAGUAUGGUGGUGUGCCUGGUGAAGGUGUUAAGACACGAACACCACAUCAACACUGUACAUGAAAUCACCCAAUAUCUUUGGAUUUCCUUUAGGACAAUUCCAUUAAAUAAUCAACCUUUCUGUACUG
Lytechinus pictus (painted urchin) is the source of this 4367-nucleotide messenger RNA. Its product is annotated as tRNA (guanine-N(7)-)-methyltransferase non-catalytic subunit wdr4-like. Gene Ontology annotation, molecular function: protein binding. The coding region runs from base 79 to 1476 and encodes 465 amino acids. The record is from RefSeq and is a predicted model, not a curated record. Lineage: Eukaryota; Metazoa; Echinodermata; Echinoidea; Temnopleuroida; Toxopneustidae. The transcript has 11 exons. Gene Ontology annotation, biological process: tRNA modification; RNA (guanine-N7)-methylation. Gene Ontology annotation, cellular component: nucleus; tRNA methyltransferase complex; cytosol.